CCCGCUGCAGUCGCGGGCGCUGCGGUGCCGGCGCGGCGGCAUGGCGGCGGUGGCGGGCCCGGGCCGCGGCGGCGGCUGGGGCUGGGGCCGGGGCUGGGGCCGGAGCCGCGGCGCCGUGCUGCUGCUCUUCUUCUCGCUGUCGCCGCGGCCGCCGGCCGGGGCCGCCUGGCUGCUGGGGCUGCGGCCCGAGGACACGGCCCCGGGCAGGGUGUCGCUGGAGGGCGGCGCGGUGCAGGCGGCCGAGGGCAGCCGCUUCCUGCUGCGCCUCUACUUCCAGCCGCCGCCCGAGGGCAACGGGAGCCGCGGGCCGGCCGGCGAGCGGGAGCCGCGGCUGGUGUUCAUCGAGGAGCCGGCGGCGGGCAAGGCGGCGCGGGGCCCCGCGGAGCGGUGCCGGGAGCGCAGCGCCUGGGCCUCGGACGUGGAGGUGGUGGGCCCGCUGCGCUCGGGGGGCUCGGCGGGCUCGGCGCUGGCCGAGGUGCGGGUGCGGGAGCCGCGCAAGGGCGAGGCGGCGGCGGGCCCGGCGGGGCGGCUCUUCUCGCUGUGCGCCUGGGACGGGCGGGCCUGGGCGCACCACGGCGCGGCCGGCGGCUUCCUGCUGCGGGUGCGGCCGGCGGCGCCGGCGCUGGGCGCCUGGCUGCUGCCGCUGCCCGAGGCGGGCUGGCUGCGGGCGCUGGGCGCCCUGCUGCUGCUGGGGCUCUCGGCGCUCUUCAGCGGGCUGCGCCUCUCGCUGCUCUCGCUGGACCCGCUGGAGCUGCGCGUCCUGCGCAACAGCGGCUCGGCCGCGGAGCGCGAGCAGGCGCGGCGGGUGCAGGCGGUGCGCGGCGGCGGCGGCACCUACCUGCUGUGCACGCUGCUGCUGGGGCAGGCGGGGGCCAACGCGGCGCUGGCCGGCUGGCUGUGCGCCUCGCUGCCCGGCGGCGGCGGCGCGGCGGCGGCGGGCGGCCCGCGGGGAGCGCCCUGGCUGCCGGUGCUGCUCUGCGCCGCCGCCGUCUUCCUGGGCGGCGAGGUGCUGCCCUACUCGGUGUGCUCGCGGCACGGGCUGGCCAUCGCGUCGCGCACGCUGUGCCUCACGCGGCUGCUGAUGCUGGCCGCCUUCCCGCUGUGCUACCCGCUGAGCCGGCUGCUGGACUGGGCGCUGCGGCAGGAGCUCAGCGCCUUCUCCACGCGCGAGCGGCUGCUGGAGACGCUGCGCGCCGCCGGCCCCCACGGCGACCUGGUGCGGGAGGAGCUGGCCAUGGUGCAGGGCGCGCUGGAGCUGCGCACCAAGGUGGUGGAGGACGUGCUCACGCCGCUGGCCGACUGCUUCAUGCUGCGCGCCGACGCCGUGCUCGACUUCGCCACCGUCUCCGAGAUCCUCCGCUCCGGCUACACGCGCAUCCCCGUCUACGAGGGCGACCGGCGCGACAACAUCGUGGACCUGCUCUUUGUCAAGGAUCUGGCCUUCGUGGACCCCGACGACUGCACGCCGCUGCAGACUGUCACCCGCUUCUACCGCCGCCCGCUCCACUGCGUCUUCAACGACACGCGCCUCGACACGCUGCUCGAGGAGUUCAAGAAGGGAAAGUCCCACCUGGCCAUUGUGCAGCGGGUGAACAACGAAGGGGAAGGAGACCCGUUCUACGAGGUGAUGGGCAUUGUCACCUUGGAGGAUGUCAUUGAGGAGAUCAUCAAGUCCGAGAUCCUGGAUGAGACGGAUCUGUACACGGACAACCGGAAGAAGGAGCGGGUGCCCCACCGGGGGCGUAAGCCCCAGGACUUCUCCAUCUUCAGACUCUCAGACAGCGAGAUGAAGGUGAAGAUCUCCCCACAGCUGCUGCUGGCUACACAUCGGUUUAUGGCAACAGAAGUCGAGCCUUUCAAGUCCCCCUACCUCUCCGAGAAGAUCCUGCUGCGGCUCCUGAAACACCCCAACGUCAUCCAGGAGCUCAAGUACGACCGGAAGAACAAGAAGGCCUUGGAGCAUUACCUCUACCAGCGCAACCGCCCUGUUGACUACUUCGUUCUCAUCCUGCAGGGGAAAGUGGAGGUGGAGGUUGGCAAGGAAGGGCUGCGUUUUGAGAAUGGGGCAUUCACCUACUAUGGUGUCCCAGCCAUCAUGGCUGUCAUCUCCUCAGAUAAUGACGUGCGGAAAGUGAGCAGCCUGGCUGGAUCCUCCUUCCUACUGCCUGUCUCAGUGUCACGUACCUUCGCCUUCAGCAGAGGGGACUCCCUGGCCGGCUCCCCAGUAAACAGGUCCCCGUCCCGGUGCAGCGGGCUGAACCGCUCCGAGUCCCCGAACCGGGAGCACGACUACGGAGGCAGCACCACCCAGCUCUACAGCAGCAGCAACAACAUCUACACCCCCGACUACUCCGUGCACAUCCUCUGCGACGUGCAGUUCGUCAAGAUCACCCGGCAGCAGUACCAGAACGCACUGGUGGCCAGCCGCAUGGACAGCUCGCCCCAGUCCCCGGACAUGGAGGCCUUCAACGACAGGGAUUCGACCAAGGCCUCGACAGCUCGGGGAACCCCCCAGACACCCAAAGAGGACACCACCACCCUCCUGAACGAGAGGAACAGCAUCAUGUGCAGCCGGGCCGACGGGCUGCGCAGCCCCAGCGAGUCCGUGUUCUUGCGCAUGGAGGGGAUCCCCUUCAUCCAGGAGGAGCUGGCUGACAACGAGGAGAACAGCAAGCGGCAGAUGAGUGCUGCGGCACCGCCCUGGACACGGAGUCCCCGGGCAGAGAGGCCGGGACCUCAUCUCCGAGCAGCACCGAGGAGACCCUGGGCAAGAGGCUGCUGAGAUCGCUGAGUGGGCGCAAGCAGCGGCAGUCACUGGAGGGUGAACAGGCACCAGAGGAGAGCUCCAAUCUCGCCCCGUUAAUCACCUGAGUAGUAGUGUGGCCGGAGCACAGUGCUGGAGGCCCAUGCGGACUGGAGGUAGGACCGUACCUGUCGGUGGAGCAUCCCUCCCCCAGCAACUGGGAAGUUGCUCACUUUUAAUAGUGUGAAACUGAGUUUGUCUUUCAAGUUGCAAAUCCAAAGGAUGUGGCUUGGAGGUCUGCAGAGAGACCCAUGCUGGGUCAGCAAGAGCAGUCCUGUGCAGGCACACAUAUAGCUGGGGCUGGAGCAGGGUUAGAGGGAUGCAGUAAUGGAAUCCAACCAUCUCUUGGCUAGGAACGGGGGUAGGAGAGCAAGUGAGACCUUGAUCUGUACUUCCACAGAUACGAACAAGUAUCUGUGCCAAUAUGCCACAGUUUGGCUAGGAAAGGCACUGCAAGUUUGGGCAAUAGUUGGCCAGGGAGAACGGGCUCUGGCCAGCAGGUCAGGGACCUACCUGCACCAGGCUGUGCUUGUGUCUUCCAGGUCUGCAGCAUGGGGGUCUCCUGCCAUGAGUCUCAAGUUCAACAGCAGCAGGUCUGUACUCGCUCGCUGCCUGCCUGCCUGCCCGCCUGCCCGCUCAUGCCGCCCCUCCCUGAAGGACUUGCGCAGAGCCCCAUCCCCAGGCGAGAAAGGAUGUGCCCCCGGGGGGGGCUGAACCAGCUCAGGCAGCCUGGACAAGCUCGCUGGAGUCUGAGGGCCCUUGCCCAGGUGCUCCCUGGUAGCAUCUGGUCUCAAGGAAGAGGUGGAGAAAGGAAAGGUGGAGAAGUGUCUGGCAUGGUGUCCCUGCAGGCAGAGCAGGGAGGGGCGGCCCAACCCAGAACUGCCCUUAGCAUCAUUUACCAUCCCCAUCCCAGCGAGGCCCGGCGCCCCGCAUGCUGGGUGCUGCACAGACGUGGUCUCCGCCAUAAGGAGCACAUGCUGUUCGGGGGUGCCACAAGCAGCUCAGGGCCCCAGUACACGUUUGUGCUGUGCCUAGUGACACGCACAUUCACAGGACCUUGCGCACACUGACCAUCAACGCAACCCAGCACUCCCACACCCCUGCAAGCCACAGGGAAGGGAGCCCAACACCCCGCUGAGUGUCCCCUUCCCUUUCUGGGGAGGGCCGCUCCACGCUGCAUUUAACCAUCCUCCUCUCUGCACAUGGCUACCUGUGCAAGGGAGGCUCGCGCUGAGCCUUCAAGUUGGUGCAGACCAGUCAGUAGUUUUUGCAGAGGCUGAAUGCAAUGGGGAUAUUAACAUUAAAAGUGAACUCUUGCUGAGUGA
This is a messenger RNA of Dromaius novaehollandiae (emu), 4128 nucleotides long. It is a transcript of the gene CNNM1, whose product is annotated as cyclin and CBS domain divalent metal cation transport mediator 1. The record is from RefSeq and is a predicted model, not a curated record. Gene Ontology annotation, cellular component: cytoplasm; plasma membrane. Gene Ontology annotation, biological process: magnesium ion homeostasis; intracellular manganese ion homeostasis; transport. Gene Ontology annotation, molecular function: transmembrane transporter activity. The transcript has 12 exons. Lineage: Eukaryota; Metazoa; Chordata; Aves; Casuariiformes; Dromaiidae. The coding region runs from base 41 to 2782 and encodes 913 amino acids.